This is a messenger RNA of Dromiciops gliroides (monito del monte), 14871 nucleotides long. RefSeq names its product unc-80 homolog, NALCN channel complex subunit (gene UNC80). The transcript is spliced from 65 exons. The record is from RefSeq and is a predicted model, not a curated record. Gene Ontology annotation, biological process: monoatomic cation homeostasis. Lineage: Eukaryota; Metazoa; Chordata; Mammalia; Microbiotheria; Microbiotheriidae. Gene Ontology annotation, cellular component: cation channel complex; axon. The coding region runs from base 548 to 10618 and encodes 3356 amino acids. Gene Ontology annotation, molecular function: monoatomic cation channel activity.
GGUGCUGUCCUCCAGUCACUGCUGUCUGGAGGUCAGGAGACAGUGGACACUCCUGGGGUACAGCUUGUAGGAGAGAAACUGUUUUAUUGCGGGCUGAAGAGGCCAAGUUAAGCGACAGGAAAAGACGCAGGGGGACAGGAGGGAGAUGCUGAGAGUGGAAACUACCUACCGCUUCACCCCCUUGCGGCUUGCUGCCUUCCCAUAACCCCAAGCUGAACUACCCCUACGCGGGUCGCUGUCCACAGUGGGAGGUGCUGAAAGCAAAGGAAGGGAGAGUAGGGGGCGAGGCGGACAUCUUCUUCCUCCCCCCUCCUCCCUUCGCAGUUCCUCCAAUCCUCCCCUCCUCCCGCAGCCAUUUUACACCGGCAGAGGGGGGCGGGGGAAGGGGAGAGGGACGGGAGAUCUGGGCGGAGAGAGCCGGCACUGCCUCGGGGAAGGAGGGGAUGAGAGUUGGGGGGAGCAGAGGGAGGAGGAGGAAGAGGAGGCGGCGGCGGCUACCGAGGAGGCAGUGCUGGGUCCCUCAAUAGGGCUCACAGGAGCCACCAUCAUGGUGAAGAGGAAAAGCUCCGAGGGCCAGGAGCAGGACAGCGGCCGAGGCAUCCCUCUCCCCAUCCAGACCUUCCUAUGGAGGCAAACCAGUGCCUUUUUGAGGCCCAAACUGGGGAAACAAUAUGAAGCCUCCUGUGUGUCCUUUGAACGAGUUCUGGUAGAAAACAAGCUUCAUGGCCUCUCUCCAGCCCUUUCCGAAGCCAUCCAGAGCAUUUCCCGCUGGGAAUUGGUCCAGGCUGCAUUGCCUCAUGUUCUGCACUGCACUGCAACACUGCUCUCCAACAGGAAUAAACUGGGUCAUCAGGAUAAAUUAGGUGUUGCAGAAACCAAGCUCCUUCACACCCUGCACUGGAUGCUGCUUGAAGCCCCCCAGGAUUGCAACAGUGACCGGUUUGGGGGAGGUGACAGAGGCUCCAGCUGGGGUGGUGGCAGCAGUGCCUUCAUCCAUCAAGUUGAAAAUCAGGGAUCCCCAGUGCACCCUCGGCGAAGCAGCUCCCAUGAAGAAGAAGAGAAUAGUCGUAGGAAAUUCUUCCAGAACUCCAUGGCCACUGUAGAACUCUUCGUGUUCCUAUUUGCUCCUUUGGUACACCGGAUCAAGGAAUCUGACCUGACUUUCCGAUUGGCCAGUGGUCUUGUUAUUUGGCAGCCAAUGUGGGAGCACAGACAGCCUGAGGUCUCUGCCUUUACAGCUCUGGUGAAACCUAUUCGGAACAUCAUUACGGCCAAGAGAAGUUCUCCAAUCAACAAUCAGAGUCAGGUCUGUGAGUCCCCAAAUCAGGGCACAGGACACUCAGAGGGUCUACAGGUAGUGGGUGAAUCAUUCCAGUCAGAUUCCAUCUCGCCCAGGGCCACCAUUUCUGGCUGCCAUCGGGGAAACUCCUUUGAUGGAAGUGUCUCUUCACAAGCAUCCCUAGACAGAGGCCCUGCACACUCUAGAGCUUCUCUGCUGAUACCUCCUUGCCAAAGGUCCCGCUACGCCACCUACUUUGAUGUUGCCGUACUGCGCUGCCUGCUCCAGCCCCACUGGUCAGAGGAAGGCACUCAGUGGUCCUUGAUGUAUUAUCUGCAGAGAUUGAGGCACAUGCUAGAAGAGAAGCCAGAGAAGUCUCCAGAACCAGAGAUUCUGCACCUGCCCAGACCCCGCAGCAGUUCUAUGGUGGCGGCAACUCCCUCCCUAGUGAACACUCACAAAACCCAAGAUCUCACCAUGAAAUGUAAUGAGGAGGAAAAAUCUCUGAGUACAGAGGCCUUUUCCAAAGUGUCCUUGACCAAUUUGCGAAGAUCUGCAGUUCCAGAUCUCUCUUCAGACUUGGGCAUGAACAUUUUUAAGAAAUUUAAAAGUCGCAAGGAAGACCGAGAACGAGAACGCAAAGGUUCUAUCCCAUUUCACCACACGGGGAAGAGAAGACAGCGUCGAAUGGGGGUGCCUUUCCUACUCCAUGAAGACCACCUGGAUGUGUCCCCCACACGCAGCACCUUCUCAUUUGGGAGCUUCUCUGGGCUUGGAGAAGACAGACGUGGCAUUGAGAAAGGAGGCUGGCAAACCACCAUAUUAGGCAAGUUCACCAGACGGGGAAGUUCUGAUGCAGCAACUGAAAUGGAGAGUCUGAGUGCUAGGCACUCCCACUCCCAUCACACUCUGGUCAGUGACUUACCAGAUCACUCUAAUAGCCACGGAGAAAAUACCGUCAAAGAAGUACGAUCCCAGAUUUCCACCAUCACAGUGGCAACCUUCAACACUACCCUGGCAUCAUUCAACGUGGGCUAUGCAGACUUUUUCAGUGAGCACAUGAGGAAGUUAUGCAACCAGGUGCCUAUCCCAGAGAUGCCCCAUGAACCUCUGGCAUGUGCCAAUCUGCCCCGAAGCCUAACUGACUCCUGCAUCAAUUACAGCUAUUUAGAGGAUAAUGAACAUAUCGAUGGGACCAACAAUUUUGUCCACAAGAAUGGCAUGCUGGAUCUUUCGGUGAUUUUGAAGGCUGUUUAUCUUGUCCUGAACCAUGACAUCAGCUCUCGCAUCUGUGACGUGGCACUGAACAUUGUCGAGUGUUUGCUCCAGCUUGGUGUGGUCCCUUGUGUAGAAAAGAACAGAAAGAAAAGUGAGAACAAGGAAAAUGAGACUUCAGAAAAGAGGCUGAGUGAAGGAACCUUUCAGCUCAAAGGGCCUUCUGGAAGCACAACCUGUGGAUUUGGGGGCUCCUUGGUUAGUGGAACUGGAGAUGGAGGUGGAGAAGAAGGUGGAGGUGGCGAUGGAGUAGUUGCUGGAGGUGAUGGAGGAGGAGGAGGAGGAGGAGGAGGAGGAGGAGGAGGAGGAGGUGGAGGUGGAGGAGGUGGAGGUGGCCCUUACGAAAAAAAUGAUAAGAACCAAGAGAAGGAUGAAAGCACACCAGUAAGCACCCAUAGGCUUGCUCUAACCAUGCUCAUCAAAAUUGUAAAAUCUUUGGGCUGUGCCUAUGGCUGUGGAGAAGGACACCGAGGGCUCUCUGGCGAUCGUCUGAGACACCAGGUAUUCCGAGAGAAUGCCCAGAACUGCCUCACUAAGCUUUACAAGCUAGAUAAAAUGCAGUUUCGACAAACCAUGAGGGACUAUGUGAACAAGGAUUCCCUCAAUAACGUAGUGGAUUUCUUGCAUGCUUUGCUAGGAUUCUGUAUGGAACCAGUCACUGACAAUAAAGCUGGGUUUGGGAAUAACUUCACCACAGUGGACAACAAAUCCACAGCCCAGAAUGUGGAAGGUAUUAUUGUCAGUGCUAUGUUUAAAUCCCUCAUCACCCGCUGUGCAUCUACUACGCAUGAACUACACAGCCCUGAAAACCUGGGGCUCUAUUGUGACAUCCGGCAGCUGGUUCAAUUCAUCAAAGAAGCUCAUGGAAAUGUUUUCAGGAGGGUUGCCCUGAGUGCCUUGCUAGACAGUGCAGAAAAGUUAGCCCCAGGGAAAAGAUCAGAGGAGGCAGAGCAGGACUCAAAACCCUCAGGGAGCAAAAGGUCAGAGGCUGGAAUUGACAAAGGCCAGUUAUCAUCAGCACCUGAUGAAUGUCGCAGCUUUAUGUCUGGCCGUCCCUUGCAAACUCCAGAGCAUGAUGAACAGAUGCAAGGGGCAAACCUAGGACGCAAAGAUUUCUGGCGCAAAAUGUUCAAAUCUCAGAGUGCUGCAAGUGACACGAGUAGCCAGUCAGAGCAGGAUACAUCAGAGUGUACCACUGCUCACUCAGGGACAACCACUGAUAGACGGUCACGCUCACGGUCCCGAAGGAUUUCACUCCGGAAGAAACUCAAACUCCCCAUAGGUAAAAGAAAUUGGCUAAAGAGAUCAUCUCUCUCGGGCCUAGCGGAUGGUGUGGAAGAUCUCCUGGACAUUAGCUCAGUAGACCGGCUGUCUUUCAUCAGGCAAAGUUCAAAGGUUAAGUUCACCAGUGCGGUGAAGCUAUCUGAAGGAGGUCCAGGAAGUGGGAUGGAGAAUGGAAGAGACGAUGAAGAGAAUUUCUUCAAACGACUUGGUUGCCACAGUUUUGAUGACCAUCUAACCUCCAACCAGGAGGGGACGAAAUAUAAGAACGUAGUGAAUCUGGGAGCAAUUAGACAAGGCAUGAAGAGAUUUCAGUUUUUGUUAAACUGCUGUGAACCAGGUACUAUUCCUGAUGCCUCCAUCCUGGCAGCUGCCCUAGAUCUGGAAGCCCCAGUGGUGGCCAGGGCGGCGCUGUUCCUUGAAUGUGCUCGCUUUGUUCACCGUUGCAACCGUGGCAACUGGCCUGAGUGGAUGAAGGGACACCACGUCAACAUCACCAAGAAAGGCCUUUCCCGGGGCCGAUCACCAAUUGUGGGCAACAAGAGGAAUCAAAAGUUACAGUGGAAUGCAGCCAAGCUCUUCUACCAGUGGGGAGAUGCAAUUGGUAUCCGCCUGAAUGAACUGUGCCAUGGAGAAAGCGAGAGCCCUGCUAAUCUGUUGGGGCUCAUUUAUGACGAGGAGACCAAGAGGAAACUGAGGAAAGAGGAUGAGGAGGAAGACUUUUUAGAUGACAGUAAGGAGACUCCCUUUACUACAAGAACCCCUGCUUGCACUGUGAACCCCACCAAAUGUGGCUGCCCCUUUGCUCUCAAGAUGGCAGCCUGCCAACUUCUACUAGAGAUCACUACCUUCUUAAGAGAGACUUUCUCCUGCUUGCCCCGCCCACGUACUGAACCUCUAGUGGACCUGGAGAGCUGCCGACUCAGGCUGGAUCCUGAGUUAGACCGGCACAGGUAUGAGAGGAAGAUCAGCUUUGCUGGAAUCCUGGACGACAAUGAAGAUGCAAAAGACUCCCUCCACAGCAGCAGUCAUACCCUCAAGUCUGACACAGGUGUUGAGGAGAAGAAAGUUCCCAGCAGGAAGAUCAGGAUAGGAGGCUCCCGCCUGCUCCAGAUUAAAGGAACCCGCAGUUUCCGGGUGAAGAAGGGGGGUUCCUUAUCCAGUAUUCGCCGGGCCGGCAGCUUAAAGAGUACCAAGCUAUCACGGCAGGACUCAGAGUCUGAGAAUGAGGAGCUGCAGCUGUCCCAGAGCAGGGACACUGUCACUGAUAUAGAAGGGAGCCCCUGGAGUGCAAGUGAGCCAAGCAUUGAGCCUGAGGGUCUGAGCAACACUGGCACUGAAGAAAACUACCACAGGAACAUGUCAUGGCUCCAUGUUAUGAUUUUAUUGUGCAAUCAGCAAAGUUUCAUCUGCACACACAUCGACUACUGUCACCCUCACUGCUACCUCCACCACAGUCGCUCCUGUGCUCGCCUGGUGAGGGCCAUCAAAUUGCUAUAUGGGGACACUGUGGAUUCCCUUCGGGAAGACAACACAGUUCAUAAUGUGGCCUUUCGGGGCAAGAAGCAGAAAGAGUGCUCAGAUAAGUCAUGCCUGAGGACACCCUCUCUGAAGAAGAGAGUUACAGAGACCAAUCUCGAAGGCAAAAAGGACUCUGGGAUGUUAAAAUACAUCAGACAUCAGGUAAUGAGCCUGUCCCCGGCUCCCUUGUCUCUGCUAAUCAAGGCAGCACCAAUUCUGACAGAAGAGAUGUAUGGAGACAUCCAGCCUGCAGCCUGGGAGCUACUGCUCAGUAUGGAUGAGCACAUGGCUGGAGCGGCAGCUGCCAUGUUCCUGCUGUGUGCAGUAAAAGUCCCAGAGGCUGUGUCUGACAUGCUGAUGUCAGAAUUCCAUCACCCAGAGACUGUGCAGCGGCUCAACGCCAUCCUCAAGUUCCACACGCUCUGGAGAUUCCGCUAUCAGGUGUGGCCUCGGAUGGAGGAGGGAGCUCAGCAGAUUUUUAAGAUCCCUCCUCCGAGUAUCAAUUUCACCCUGCCCUCACCAGUACUGGGAAUGCCUUCUGUCCCCAUGUUUGACCCUCCAUGGGUACCACAAUGCAGCGGGAGUGUACAGGACCCAAUUAAUGAAGAUCAGUCGAAAUCCUUUUCUGCCCGAGCUGUAUCACGUUCCCAUCAGAGAGCAGAACACAUCCUCAAGAACCUACAGCAAGAGGAGGAGAAGAAGCGACUCGGUCGAGAAGCCAGCCUCAUUACUGCCAUUCCCAUCACCCAGGAGGCUUGCUAUGAGCCCACCUGCACCCCCAACUCAGAGCAGGAAGAAGAAGUAGAAGAAGUCACUAACCUGGCAUCCCGACGUCUUUCUGUCAGUCCAUCCUGCACGUCAAGUACUUCCCACAGGAAUUAUUCCUUUCGCCGUGGCUCUGUUUGGUCAGUACGUUCCGCUGUCAGUGCAGAAGAUGAAGAACAUACUACAGAACAUACUCCAAAUCACCAUGUACCACAGCCCCCUCAGGCAGUAUUCCCAGCAUGCAUCUGUGCUGCAGUGCUGCCCAUUGUUCAUCUGAUGGAAGAUGGAGAGGUUCGGGAAGAUGGUGUAGCAGUGAGUGCUGUAGCCCAGCAGGUCCUGUGGAACUGUCUAAUUGAAGACCCUUCGACGGUCCUUCGACAUUUCCUAGAAAAACUCACCAUAAGCAAUAGACAGGAUGAGUUAAUGUAUAUGUUGAGAAAACUUCUCUUGAAUAUUGGAGACUUUCCAGCUCAGACAUCACAUAUCCUGUUUAACUACCUGGUAGGAUUAAUAAUGUAUUUUGUACGCACGCCCUGUGAAUGGGGAAUGGAUGCCAUUUCAGCCACUCUGACUUUCCUUUGGGAGGUGGUAGGGUAUGUGGAAGGUCUCUUCUUCAAAGACCUCAAACAGACAAUGAAGAAGGAGCAGUGUGAAGUAAAGCUUCUGGUCACAGCCUCCAUGCCAGGUACCAAGACUUUGGUCGUACAUGGGCAGAAUGAAUGUGAUAUUCCAACCCAGUUACCUGUACAUGAAGAUACACAAUUUGAAGCUCUUUUGAAGGAGUGUCUAGAGUUUUUUAAUAUACCAGAAACCCAAUCAACACACUACUUUCUCAUGGAUAAACGAUGGAACCUUAUCCACUAUAAUAAGACCUAUGUGCGUGACAUUUAUCCUUUCCGGAGGUCCGUAUCGCCUCAGUUGAACCUUGUACAUAUGCAUCCAGAAAAAGGCCAAGAGCUCAUUCAAAAACAGGUGUUUACCCGGAAGCUUGAGGAAGUAGGACGCGUCUUGUUUCUCAUAUCCCUCACCCAGAAAAUCCCCAUCGCCCACAAGCAAUCCCAUGUUUCAAUGCUUCAAGAGGAUCUCCUGCGCCUUCCUUCCUUCCCUCGUAGUGCUAUUGAUGCUGAGUUCUCCCUCUUCAGUGAUCCUCAAGCUGGGAAGGAGCUAUUUGGUCUUGAUACUCUUCAGAAGAGCCUGUGGAUUAAGCUUCUGGAGGAGAUGUUCCUGGGGAUGCCCAGUGAAUUUCCCUGGGGAGAUGAAAUCAUGCUUUUUCUUAACGUGUUUAAUGGAGCCCUGAUCUUACAUCCAGAAGACAGUGCCUUGCUCAGACAGUAUGCAGCCACUGUCAUCAACACGGCUGUGCACUUCAACCAUCUUUUCUCUCUCAGUGGAUACCAGUGGAUUCUCCCUACUAUGCUGCAAGUGUAUGCUGAUUAUGAAAGCAACCCACAGCUGCGUCAAGCCAUUGAAUUUGCCUGUCAUCAGUUCUACAUUCUUCAUCGAAAGCCGUUUGUGCUACAAUUGUUUGCUAGCGUGGCACCUCUCCUAGAGUUUCCCGAUGCUGCCAAUAACGGGCCUAGUAAGGGUGUAUCAGCACAGUGCCUGUUUGACUUGCUGCAGUCUCUGGAGGGAGAAACCACUGAUAUAUUGGACAUCUUGGAGCUGGUAAAAGCAGAAAAGCCUCUGAAAUCAUUAGAUUUUUGCUAUGGGAAUGAGGAUCUGACUUUCUCUAUCAGUGAAGCCAUCAAACUCUGUGUCACUGUGGUGGCUUAUGCUCCAGAAUCAUUUCGAAGCCUCCAGAUGCUGAUGGUCUUAGAAGCCCUAGUUCCAUGUUACCUACAAAAGUUAAAACGACAGACAUCUCAAGUGGAAACAGUGCCUGCUGCCAGAGAGGAGAUUGCAGCCACAGCUGCUCUGGCCACGUCCCUGCAAGCCCUCUUAUACAGUGUGGAAGUUCUCACCAGGCCUAUGACAGCCCCUCAGAUGAGCAGGUGUGAUCAAGGCCAUAAAGGGACCACUACUGCUAACCACACUAUGUCAUCUGGAGUGAAUACAAGGUACCAGGAACAAGGAGCGAAGCUACACUUUAUCAGGGAAAACCUACACUUGUUGGAAGAAGGGCAGGGUCUUCCCCGGGAGGAGCUGGAUGAACGAAUUGCUAGGGAGGAGUUCCGGAGACCCAGAGAAUCCCUGCUAAAUAUUUGCACCGAGUUCUAUAAACACUGUGGACCAAGACUAAAGAUCUUACAGAAUCUGGCAGGCGAGCCUCGAGUCACUGCUUUGGAGCUUCUUGACGUUAAAUCUCAUAUGAGGUUGGCAGAAAUUGCACAUUCCCUUCUGAAGCUGGCACCAUAUGACACCCAGACAAUGGAAAGCCGUGGGCUCCGACGAUAUAUCAUGGAGAUGCUGCCGAUCACUGAUUGGACUGCUGAAGCAGUGAGACCUGCUCUUAUCCUCAUCUUAAAGAGAUUGGAUCGUAUGUUUAAUAAAAUUCACAAGAUGCCUACCUUGAGGCGACAGGUUGAGUGGGAGCCUGCCAGCAAUUUGAUUGAAGGGGUUUGUUUGACACUUCAGAGGCAGCCAAUCAUAUCCUUCCUGCCUCACCUUAGGUCACUGAUCAAUGUCUGUGUCAAUCUGGUGAUGGGAGUAGUAGGACCUUCCAGUGUUGCUGAUGGAUUACCCCUUCUUCAUCUCAGCCCUUAUCUCUCACCACCUCUGCCCUUCAGCACAGCUGUUGUCCGGCUUGUAGCAUUGCAGAUACAGGCUUUAAAAGAAGAUUUCCCCUUAAGCCAUGUGAUCUCCCCAUUCACCAAUCAGGAGAGAAGGGAAGGGAUGCUUUUAAAUCUGCUCAUCCCAUUUGUGCUCACAGUAGGAUCUGGAAGCAAAGAUAGCCCAUGGUUAGAGCAGCCUGAGGUUCUUCUGCUGCUCCAGACGGUUAUUAAUAUCCUCCUACCUCCUCGAAUCAUUAGUACAUCUCGCAGCAAGAACUUUAUGCUGGAGAGUUCCCCAGCCCACUGCUCCACCCCUGGAGAUGCUGGGAAGGAUUUGCGCAGGGAAGGUCUGGCUGAGUCCACCAGCCAGGCUGCAUAUUUAGCUCUGAAGGUGAUUCUUGUUUGCUUUGAGAGGCAGCUCGGCAGUCAGUGGUAUUGGCUGAGUCUACAAGUCAAAGAGAUGGCGCUAAGAAAGGUGGGAGGGCUGGCCCUGUGGGACUUCCUUGACUUCAUCGUUCGAACUCGGAUUCCCAUCUUUGUUCUCCUAAGGCCCUUUAUUCAGUGUAAGCUUUUAGCUCAGCCUGCAGAGAACCAUGAGGAGCUUUCUGCCCGACAACACAUUGCUGACCAACUGGAGAGGCGUUUCAUCCCUCGGCCCCUGUGCAAGAGCUCUCUCAUUACGGAAUUCAACAGUGAACUUAAGAUUCUAAAAGAGGCUGUGCAUAGUGGGUCAGCCUACCAAGGGAAGACGUCCAUUAGCACAGUGGGCACCUCUACUUCUGCCUAUCGCUUGAGCCUGGCCACCAUGUCCCGCUCAAACACUGGCACUGGCACUGUUUGGGAGCAGGACAGUGAGCCUUCCCAGCAGGCUUCCCAGGAUACCUUGAGUCGGACUGAUGAGGAGGAUGAAGAAAAUGAUUCGGUGAGCAUGCCCAGUGUGGUAAGUGAACAAGAAGCUUACCUAAUGAGCGCCAUUGGAAGGCGGCGAUUCUCAAGUCAUGUCUCGAGCAUGUCUGCACCUCAGGCUGAGGUGGGCAUGUUGCCCAGUCAGAGUGAACCUAAUGUCCUCGAUGACUCCCAGUGCCUGGCCGCUGAGGGCAGCCUCUCUAGGGUGGCAAGUAUACAGAGUGAACCUGGCCAACAGAAUCUCCUUAUUCAGCAACCACUAGGAAGGAAGAGAGGCCUGAGACAGCUAAGAAGACCUCUUCUGUCUCGUCAAAAGACUCAGACUGAACCUCGAAGUCGUCAUGGAGCUCGGCUCUCAACUACUCGCCGAAGCAUACAACCUAAAACAAAGCCAACAGAUCAGAAGCGAUCAGUGACCUUCACAGAAACUCAGCCUGAGAUGGAACCUCCCCCAGCAGACACCCUUUCUGCCACCAACCAGCCACAGUGCUGCAGCAAGAGCAGUCCUGGUCAAUCUGGUCAACCAGAAGUGGCAGAGAAACCAGUCCUCACAUCUUCCCCUGCCAUCAUAGUUGCUGAUCUCCAUGGCCAGAGUCCCUGCCAGAUUAAGGCCCAUCCAACUGAAGAGAAAGAAAAGGAAAAGGACGAUGAUGCUGAAGUAGCACAAGGAGCUACAGCAACCAGCCCCUCAUCCACCCAGCUUUCAGACACUGAAGACUUUGCAGGUCUUGAGACCACAAGCUUGUUACAGCCUGAUGACACUAUUCUUCAUAUAAGUGAGGAAAAUGGGAUGGAGAAUCCUCUGCUAACAAGCCAGUUCAGUUUUACUCAUAUUGAACUGGGGGAGACAGAUAUUGACCUAGAUGAAUCUCAUGUUUAAUCUUAUAUUUAGUAGGAUUUGAGGGUUUAGAAGGAGAAUGAAUUACCUUGUUGAAAUACAUUGUCUCUAGGUAUGACUGUGGUGGCAAAUUGUCAUUAGCCAAUUAAAGAAAGCACUUUAUAUUCAUAGAAGGUACAAAUCUAAGUAAUUUGUUGCCAAUCAGCAGAAUAUUUCAAAAAACAACAUAAAAUUGAUGAUUAUAUUCCUUUUGUGAAGACCACAAAUACCAGAGAAGAAUGGGAAAAUGAGCCAUUUCAAUGUUACAAAUGUACUAUAAACAUCAGCUUAUCUAAGAAAAUGAACAAACAUAUUAAUAUAUUACAAGAAAGAAACAAACCCUUUUAUGUUGGUCACAUUAGCAUCUCACCUGAAUUUUUAUUUUUGUAGUUUCAAAAUAAAUAUAUGACUCAUUCAUGAGUGGCAAAUUAUAUUUAAAAUGAAAUAAAAUAUUGGAUAAAGCACCGGCCUUGGAUUCAGGAGUACCUGAGUUCAAAUCCAGCCUCAGACACUUGACUUACUAGCUGUGUGACCCUGGGCAAGUCACUUAACCCCCAUUGCCCAGCAAAAAAAAAAAAAUUUAAAAAAAUGAAAUAAAAUACUAAAAGGAAAUUUUUUGGAGCUUUCAAAAUGUUUACUUUGUGCUUUCAUUGCACUCUGUAAAAUCAGAAUGCUAAUGUUAUAAAAACCUUCCAUCCAUUUCAAAAUAUAACUAACCAGUUAUACAGUAUUACCAGUAGGGAGAGGUACAGUUCUUUACAAAGCUAAAAGUUGUUCAAAAAGACAAAGAUUAUAAUGAUAUGAAAGCCAUAUGUGAAAAUGGCAGUUAGAAAAGGAUGAGACUACUCAUUACAGCAAUUGUUAUAUCAGUGCAUGACAGAGGAGACAACUGGAAAUAAGUGUUGAUUGUCAGGUGUAGUAGCUGUUGCCUAUCCUCAAAGACCUACUCUCCUAUAGCUACUUUCAUUGUACUGAGGUUAUUAGAACCAUCUUCAUAGCCAUUCCUUUAUAACAGUGUUCCCAGCUGCCCCCCAAGACAUAUACAUUCAUGAUGCAAGAUAAAUCCCUAUAAAUGAGGAAAUUUCUCCAUCUAUAGGGCCCAACCAUAAGUUGUCCUUGUUCUUGAAUAAGCCCUGUCACAUGGCUUUCACAUGGAUUGUUAGUGUUCAAAGAAAUAUGAGAGGGAUUAUGAUGAUCAGAUGCCUAGCAAGUCAAUCUCACUAAAAUAAGAUCAUAGGAUUAUGAAUUUCACAAUUCAAAAUUAAAUUUAACUGUUUACCUUAGAAAAUGACAUUCUAUACAACAAAUCACAAACUCAUGUUUCUGUGAUUCUUUGACUUAACAUACUAAAUUAGCAUAGUAUAUUAAUGCAAACUCUAAUCCUGGAGUUGAAGUUAAACAUAGACCUUAAUUAUAUUACAAUGAAUUUUAAAUUAUUCUGUAUGUCUAUAGUUUAUCUAUAUUGAUCAUAAACUAUAUCUGCAUAUACAGAGGAAGCCUAUUAAACCUUAACCUAAUACAGAAAAGGUAUUCUUCUACUAGAGGUACUUAUUGAAUAGGCCUAAAUUAUACUUUGAAUGAUGUAAAAAUGUAAUUUGAAGUCAUUCAUAGCCCUGUCCAAGAAUACGGUGCAAUGAAUAGGUCUCUAUCACUAAUAAUGAUAAAAGACAAAUAGCCACCUAAACCUAGAAUAAGUAGUUUCAAAAACUAGAGAGGCCAAAUGUACUCUUGUUCAUUUUACAGUAUUUUCAUAUAGCUUGCACUUAUUGCCAACUAACCCUCAAAUGCAGGUAUAUAUCUAUUAUAAUGAUGUUGUGAAUCUCUCUAAGUAAGCUAGUAUAUUUCUGCUAUUUAGAAAAUAUGCUGCUGCUCAGUUAGUGUUAGGGGCCUUAUGUCUAUGUAAUUUCCAAAUGUCCGGGUUGUGUGGGUGUCAUAAUGUAUGUGCAUGUUCCAGUCCAGUUCACUGAUUCAGAUUAGACAUAAUCAAACAUAAAUGUACAAGAGAGCAAAAAAAAAAACGUGGAGGGUAGGUGAGAUGUUAAAGAAUGAUGUUACUUUCAACAGGUGUCUUUAAGUACAGUUUCAUAUGCUUAUCAAGACACAGAGCUAUUUUUAAAGGUGACAUCAUGCCUGUCUACUUAUUAUCCAAUCCCUCCUCUACUCUUCUGCUGCCGAAGUCUUUUGGAAGCUUCUUCAGUAUUUUAAGUACAAGUACAUUACGUUAAAAAAAAAUAGCCCCUAUUCUGAGAACGACGGCCUUAUUUAGAGGAAGUGUUGUCCUAUUGGGACUAUGUCUCUGCUGCUGUGUGUAUCCAUGUUUUUUUCAGAUGCCCUUAAUUAUGUUGAAUGUCUUUGUGUGUGGGUAAAGUAUUUAUGUAUAUGUAUAUAAGACUGUCACAGUUGUACUUUCAGGAAUAUUAUUGUCUUGGAAUUUAAAGGAAUGAGGAGAGGAAAGAAAGAUGGAGACAAUUCUAAAGAAGUUUUACCAUUUGCUUAAUGUUCAAAACAUUUGAAAGCAGGUGCUUUUACUGAAUGGAAGUCUAAAUGUUGUUUAUCUUGAAAGAGUAAAUAGUAUAGGGAUCAUUUGUUAAAACAUUCAUGUAUAUAAACAUUUAUUGAUUUAUGCUGGGGAAAAUAUAACAAGAGCCCUUCACCAUGAAUAAAUCUUCCAAUUCAACAAACUGCUUUUUAAAAGAACACAAAAAUGUCCAAGUUUAAUUUAACUUUUUAGAGAACUUGAGCACGUUUAUUACAUACUGGUAGAUGAUGGUUCAGAUCAACUAGAUUUAAUUUAGCCAGUUCAAAUAAGUUCAAAUGCUUGGGAUAGAUUGUUGAACAUUUUUUAUAAGAAUCUCCUACUUGCAAAUUGUGAAACAUUUGUCUCUAGUGUAUCAUGUAUCCCAGUGGUGUCAAUCUCUAAUAAAAGCAGGGGCCACUAUAGCAUACGUAAGGAUCCCAAUAGGCUUAUUGAUUUAUUUUUUAAAUGUUACAUUAUAUAUGUUUUAAUGUAUUUUUAUUUAUUUUGUUAAAUAUUUCCCAAUUACAUUUUAUUAUGGUUCAUGCCACACUUGGGAGUGUUGUGGGUCACAUGUGGCCCAUGGGCUGCAUGUUUGAUACCUAUGAUGUACCUCAUAAUCUGUUGACUUGAUAUAUUAUCCUCUAUUUUAUAAAUGAGGAAAACUGAGUCACAGAAAAGGUUGUAAUAAUGCAUGUAGAGUUAUGCUGAUAAUAUAUACUUUACCAAAAGUCAUCAAAAUAUAAUGGGGAAAAGAUCCUGUGGGGCAUUAAUGUCAGGCUAAACCAAGGAGAAUAUUGGUAGAAAGAGCAAUGAAUUUAGAGGCAGAUCCCAAUUCAGACCCUAUAGUGAAGUCAUCACUGGGCUUCGGGUUUUUUUUACUGUGAAAUAGAGAGAGAAGUGAGAGUUCAAUGAUCUCUAAGGUCCCUUCCAGCUCCUACAACCCACAGUUCCUAAUUUUAAGCCGUUAGCAGUUAUUACAGCCAUAACCACACGGCCUUUGCUUUGAAAGAGGAGCUUGCCUCCCAGUCAAUAAAGGGCAUUCUUCUGCUCUGCCAUCGGGCUCAGAAGGCAGCAAAGAUAAAAAAGCAAGGUGCUAGAAGGAAGGGUCAUAAAAGGAUACAAUUUCAGCUCAAGCACAGAUGAAAUGCUUAUCUCAAGUUAUCUGAGUAACUAGAGGCCCCUGAAUCUGCUGCCUGGCUCAGUGAAUCAUGCUGCAGUCUACAUGACCUAUCCUUUAUAAUUCCAUACUUAUUAUGAACAAUAUUUCUUCUUAUUUGCCUCAGCUUCUAGUAUCAGCAAAUAGACUCACAUGGUGAUAUUUCAGAAAGCUUUGAUUUUUUCACUCAGGGGAAUAAGAGCAAGUUGAAGGUAGAGUGUACUUGAGUAGGUUUGAGAACAAUGUAUAUGUAUUGAAGAAUAGAAAACCUGCCAGAUUACUGCACAGUUUGUCCCAGAGUAUUUUUUUAUAGUCAUUACAACUAUACGAUGAACAUUUUCCCAUUAGCCAUCUCAAAGGUUUAUGUUAGAGGUAAUAACAAAAGAUUGAAAUAAUCUAUUUUCCCCAAGAUGAAUACCUGUGAAGACUGUAUAUUGAAUGACCAAAGAGCAUGGAUAUGAAGAAAUAUCAUGACAAAUACCAUAUGAAAAAAAUAUUUGAAAAAUGUUUAUGAAAGAUAUUAGAGUUCAUUGUUUGAAUAUGCACAUAUAAUAAAGUAAUUAUAAAAGCACUUGAAAUUAC